Lodderomyces theae is the source of this 1506-nucleotide messenger RNA. RefSeq lists its product as uncharacterized. Lineage: Eukaryota; Fungi; Ascomycota; Pichiomycetes; Serinales; Debaryomycetaceae. Bases 1 to 1506 code for a protein of 501 amino acids. The record is from RefSeq and is a predicted model, not a curated record. The transcript has a single exon.
AUGCACCUGAUUCAGCAUCAAGUAGCACCAUCUCCGUUGCAACACCAUCAUCAUCAUCAUCAGCAGCAGCAGCAGCAGCAGCCCCACCGACCCCAUGGAGACAUGCAAGAGCCACGCGGAUAUCAAAAACAACCCAAACACCUGCCUAUUUUAACCAUUAAAAAUUUAUUUGAUAUACAGUCAGAGUCAUCGUCUCCGUCACCAUCACCAUCAGCUACAUCACUGUUACACUCUGAUCACUCGAUGCAAUCAAAGUCCACUCCAUUCAAUCGAAGCAAUACUAGUUCGAUAUCCACUUGCGACAAUAAUCAUCAGCGUGUACACAAUCAUGGUCACUCCCACAACCACAAGACUUCAAAAAGAUUGGGCCACGGGUUAUCAGUGACCAGUUUUUGCCCUCGUGAUGAUUAUCCAAGCGAGUUUGAAGAUUCUCCUUUGUAUAACAAGGUCAUAUUGGAAGUUUACGAGCAAGAGAAGAAAAAGUCGAGUACAACAAAGAUGGCUGCAGCUAUUGAAUCUCAUACUUCGCCGCUAUCGACGCUCAAUUUCAAUUUUGAUUUUGAUAAUUGGAGUUUAGACGAGUUGCCACCCAUGGAUGACGGCAAAUUCAGUGACAGAAUUCAACACAAUACUUGUGUUGAUCCGGGACCAGAGCCGUUACUGCUGUUGCCGCUUCCAGAGGUUGAUUUCGCACAAGAGGAAUUUAGUGGCAAAGAAGUCAAGGAUCACAGUUUAGAGUUGAACUCCACGAUUGAGAGCAUGAAGGAGUUGACGUUGUUGAAUAGGUUCAAAGGCAUGAUUCGCAAAAACUCCAGUAACAUGUUUAAACGCUUGAAUAGCUCUAGUUUUGAUUUGCUUUUGUUUAGACAGGGUGGUGAUGGCAAAGAGGACGUAAGCUUGGGCGUGGGCGUGGGCGUGGGGGAUAGGUCUACCGGUGUUCUCGCAUCAUCGCUGUUGUCGAAUUUGCCAUCGCCUAGUAAGAUCAAAUUUGAAGAGCAUAUUACUGACUUGAAGGAAGUUGGGUCGUCACAUACUAUGCCAUCUGCGUCGACAUGCACCCCAACACCAAUCACUCCAAAUAACUACCAUCCAACUCCAAAUUGCAACCAUCAUAAUCAUAUUCGUCAUCAUCAUAACCGCCACCAGAAACGCAUCGCGGCCCAACUUUCCGCAUCAUCCUCAUCACCAAAACGCAAGAAAUCAUUCUUGAAUUUCCGUUCAAAUUCACUACCAUUCAACUUCUUUGAUUUCAAAUUGAAUGGCAACAACUCAUUGAAGAAGCACAACUGUCCAUUUCUCGACCCACCAAAACUGAUUUUGAAAUGCAAAGUGAACCAAAAUUAUAAUCAGGAAUCCAUUGAGUCGUUGAAACAGGACCUGAUGCAAUUUGAUGAGUUUUGGCGCAAGUUUGAAUUGAUGGAACAGGCCAAGAAUAAUUACACAAAUGAUGAAUUGUUGAAUACAAUGCGGUUGGAACAGGUGAGAAAUUAUUAUUAUGGUAAUUGA